AUGAAGAUUGUUAUCCAAAGAGUCAAAUCAGCCUCUGUGACUGUGGAUGAGGAGCUGGUUUCAUCUAUUGGUCGUGGCCUGCUUGUUUUUGCAGGUAUCGGUCAUGAAGAUACAGAAAAGGAAGCUGAUAAUCUGGUGAACAAAGUCUUAAAAGCCAAAUUUUGGCCUGAUGAGAAUGGAGCACAGUGGAAGAAGAAUGUCCAGGAUGUUGAAGGCGAGAUUCUAUGUGUAUCCCAAUUCACCCUCUAUGGAAAGAUGAAAAAGGGCAACAAGCCCGACUUCCACGAUGCAGCGAAGCCUGAGGCUGCCCGGCGAAUCUACGACUACUUCUAUAACAAAAUGGGCUCUUCAUACAUCCCGGGCCGAGUCAAAAACGGUGUCUUUCAGGCAAUGAUGGAGGUCGAAUUGAAGAAUGAUGGGCCGGUGGGUGUUGACUACCGCAGUGAAGACGCGGCGGUGACUAUUGAAAUCAACACCAACCUUCCAAAGAAAGAGCCCAAAGAGCCCAAAGAGCCGAAGAAUGAAUCAACGGAGAAAGAGAAAGAACACGAUGGGCCAAUUCAGCAAACAUUUGAAUUCGAAAUACCUCCUGAGUUGCUGCAAUAA
Penicillium malachiteum is the source of this 606-nucleotide messenger RNA. Its product is annotated as D-aminoacyl-tRNA deacylase. Gene Ontology annotation, molecular function: D-tyrosyl-tRNA(Tyr) deacylase activity. Gene Ontology annotation, cellular component: cytoplasm. The record is from RefSeq and is a predicted model, not a curated record. Gene Ontology annotation, biological process: tRNA metabolic process. The coding region runs from base 1 to 606 and encodes 201 amino acids. The transcript is spliced from 5 exons. Lineage: Eukaryota; Fungi; Ascomycota; Eurotiomycetes; Eurotiales; Aspergillaceae.